Dermacentor andersoni is the source of this 1585-nucleotide messenger RNA. RefSeq lists its product as uncharacterized. NCBI's taxonomy places the organism in Eukaryota, Metazoa, Arthropoda, Arachnida, Ixodida, Ixodidae. The record is from RefSeq and is a predicted model, not a curated record. Gene Ontology annotation, molecular function: structural constituent of chitin-based larval cuticle. Gene Ontology annotation, cellular component: chitin-based extracellular matrix.
CAAGCGAUCUCACCACCGCAGCAGCAGCACCCAGUGUGAUAGCACGAGCAGCAGCAGCGGCAGCAGCAGCGUAACACAGCCAUGUGGAAGGUCGCGGUCUCCGCACUUUGCUUCGCCGUCCUGGCGAACGCCGGUAACAUUCGCGGAGGCGUUGGUGGAUUUGGCGGCGGCGGCUUUGGUGGGCACCACGGUGGUGGUGGCGGUUUCGGCGGACACCACGGUGGUGGUGGCGGCGGUUUCGGCGGUCACCACGGUGGCGGCGGCGGCUUCGGCGGAGGCCUGGGCGGCGCUGGACUCGGCGGUGGACUUGGUGGUGGACUUGGCGGCGGACUCGGCGGCGGCGGCCUCGGAGGACAGAGCUUCACCGUCCACCACGGUGGUCACCACGGCGGCGGCGGCGGCGGCUACAGGGGUGGAUUUGGCGGUGCAGGCGGACUCGGUGGUGGACUCGGUGGCGGACUCGGUGGCGGACUCGGUGGAGGAUACGGCGGAGGCCUCGGCGGUGGCUUCCUCGGAGGCGGCGGCGGCGGCGGUGCUGGUGGCCGUGGAUACUACGGAGGUGGUGGAGGAGGAGGUUACAGGGGCGGGUACGUCGACGAGACGCCCAAGCCGUACAACUUCGGCUACCAAGCCCAGGGUCCCGACGGUUCCAGCUCUCGCCAGGAAGUAUCGGACGGUAGCGGCCGCGUCCAGGGAGUCUACACCAUCAACACGGAGGGCGGCCAGAGGAAGGUGAAGUACGCCGCCGACGCCGGCGGCUUCCGCGCCACCGUCGAGACCAACGAACCGGGCACCGAGAGCGACAGCCCCGCCGACGUGAACCUCGUGUCGUCCCAGCCUCCCGCCUCCCAGCUGGCUGCCAAGUACGGCCCUACCACUUCGGCAUACGGAGGCCGCGGCGGAUACGGCGGCGGCUACGGCGGCGGUGCGUACGGAGGAGGUGCCGGCAGAUAUGGCGGCGGUGCCGGUGGCUACGGAGCCGGAGGAUACGGUCUCGGCGGGGGUCUCGGCGCAGGCGUCGGCGGAUUCGGCCGGGGAGGAUUUGGCGGCGGCGCCGGACGAUUCGGAGGCGGCGUCGGCGGUUUCGGCGGCGGAGCUGGAGUGCAGGCCUUCAAGGUCCACCACGGCGGCGGCGGUGCCGGUGGUCUCGGAGGAUUCGGAGGAGGCGCUGGUGGCUACGGCGGCGCCGGCGGAUACGGCGGAUCAGGCGCCGGUGGAUUCUUGGGCGGCGCCGGCGGCGGAUACCGCGGCGGAGCCGGAGGCUUCGGCGGGAAAUACGGUGGCGGUGCUGGCGGCGGUGCUGGCGGCGGCGCGGGCUGGCAGUGGUGAAGAGGAGAAGCCCGAAUGUGUCUGUGCUAGACUUUGUGUGCGCGUGCAUGAGGACGUGCUUGCAGUCGUCGUCGUCGUUGUGUAUUUGUCCCCCUCUGUACGUGUCUGUGCUUCGUUGUGUGCGUGGGACCGGGGUCAGAUCUUAUGGAGAGCCCCGCAAGCAGGGCUCUUCAACUCGCGGUGUAUGGAUAAAUGUGGUGUGGUCCUUUUUCUCGCUGCGUUGAGGAAUAAACGUUACUUGUUGACAAAAAAGCAA